AUGCAACCCCGCAUCGAAGCGUCGCCUUAUCUAUGGCCACACGAUAGUACUUUUGAUCAGAAGACAACUGCUCUAGUCAUCAUUGAUAUGCAGAAAGACUUCUGUUCAGCAGAUGGUUAUCUCGCACACCAAGGCUACAGCAUCGAGCCAGUACGAAAAAUCAUUCCCCGUAUCCAGAAGCUCCUCAGGGCUUUUCGUGAGAAGGGCUUCACAGUCUACCACACGCGUGAAGGUCAUCGUCCCGAUCUCUCCACCCUCUCCUCCCGUGAGUACAGUAGGAGCAGGAACAACCCAACGGGCAAAGGAAUUGGGGACCAAGGACCUCUCGGCCGACUCCUGAUCCGCGGAGAGCCAGGCCACGACAUCAUUCCGGAACUCAAGCCACUGGAGAACGAGAAUAUUAUUGACAAGCCUGGUCGUAGUGCAUUCCAACAUACCGAGUUCAGAUUGAUGCUCAAUAUCAAGGGUAUCAGGAACUUGAUCUUAUGUGGCGCUACCACGGACGUCUGUGUUUCCAGUACCCUGCGCGAUGCGAAUGAUAACAAUUUCGACUGUCUGCUCGUGGAAGACGCUACGGCUGCCAGUGCGGAGGAAUUGCACCAUGCGGCAGUUGAAAUGGUAAAGACGGAAGGUGGCAUCUUCGGUGCUGUGUCCUCGACAGAGAAGAUAUUGGCUGCACUGGAAGGUGAGAGAGAGGAUGAUUAG
Messenger RNA from Amorphotheca resinae ATCC 22711, 705 nucleotides. RefSeq lists its product as hypothetical. Lineage: Eukaryota; Fungi; Ascomycota; Leotiomycetes; Helotiales; Amorphothecaceae. The record is from RefSeq and is a predicted model, not a curated record. The transcript has 2 exons. Bases 1 to 705 code for a protein of 234 amino acids.